AUGAACCAACGCAAGGGCAACACAAUCAAGCGAAGCAGGCGUACAAUUCCAAUCAACGUCACUUUCGUCUCCAUCGCUGCUUCGCAACAAUUCGAGAUGGUAAACGGCCCACUGCCUGUUCACUAUGAUGAUGAUGGUGUUGAUGAUGAUGAUGAUGAUGACCACAAGCAAGUGGAUUUAAGGCGCGUCAAUGGAGUUCCAACUUGCUCCAAACGAGACAAGGUUCAAGUGAACCCAGCGGUCCAAAUAUACGCCUCGUCUCAGUGGAAGAAGUGGAUUAAGGGCACCCCUACCUACACCUUCGCGACAGCCACUAACUGCGGAGUAAGGCGGGCUCAAUGGAACCCAUUUACUGGUCGGCUGUCUAUUAUCAAAAUGGGUAAAUGA
Molecule: messenger RNA, 387 nt
Organism: Dibothriocephalus latus
Lineage: Eukaryota; Metazoa; Platyhelminthes; Cestoda; Diphyllobothriidea; Diphyllobothriidae
Source: the annotation of a GenBank genome assembly